Molecule: messenger RNA, 2163 nt
Organism: Dioscorea cayenensis subsp. rotundata (Guinea yam)
Lineage: Eukaryota; Viridiplantae; Streptophyta; Magnoliopsida; Dioscoreales; Dioscoreaceae
Product: pentatricopeptide repeat-containing protein At5g44230
Exons: 1
Coding region: 32-1915 (627 amino acids)
Biological process (GO): RNA modification
Molecular function (GO): RNA binding; protein binding; zinc ion binding
Source: RefSeq, a predicted model, not a curated record
AACUCGUCUAAAAACCUCUAAGCGCGAACCAAUGUCCGCCGCCUUCCGCCAUUGCCGCCACCGCGAGCUCGAAGCCCUCCUCUUCUCCGCCAUCUCCUCCGCCUCCUCUAUUUCUCAGCUCAACCAAGCCCACACUCUUCUCUACCGCCUUGGUCUUCACCAGAGCAGCUACCUCGUUGCCAAGCUUCUCCGCCGCCUCGUCGACCUUCGUUCCCUGUCGAAUUCCUACGCCCUUGCCGUCUUUUCCCAAGUCCCCGCCCCCAACUCCUUCCUCUGGACCGCCCUCAUCCGCACCUCCGCCGCCGCCGCCGCCUUCGGCCCGCCAUGCCCUCAUCCCCUCGUCCUUUACUCCCUCAUGCGUCGCGCGCUCCCCCCUCCCCCUCCACUCUCCUUCACCUUCUCCGCCCUUCUCAAGUUCUGCUCCACUUCCCGCUCCAUCGCCAUGGGCUCCCAGCUCCACGCGCAGACCAUCUUCAUUGGCGGCUUCAAUGAAGACCUUUUCGUCCAGAACACCCUCAUCGAUCUCUACGUGCAGUGUGGCCAACUCGAUCUCGCUCGCAAGGUGUUCGACGAAAUGCUUGUUAGAGAUAUCAUCUCUUGGACUUCCUUGAUUGUUGCUUAUACCAGGCAUGGCGAUAUGGGUUCCGCGGAGGAGCUGUUUGGAGAGUCUCCAGUGAAGGAUAUGGUCGCCUGGACGGCGAUGGUCACCGGGUAUUCGCAGAAUGCCCGCCCAAGUGAGGCAUUGGCGGCGUUUGAGCAGAUGCGAAUGGCCGGUGUUGCCAUUGAUGAGGUCUCUCUUGUUGGUGCUAUCUCUGCUUGUGCGCAGUUGGGCGUCGUGAAACGCGCGGAAGGUGUUCGACAGAUUGUGCAGGACUAUGGAUUCGAGAAAAAUUUAGUGGUUGGCUCUGCGUUAGUGGAUAUGUAUGCUAAAUGCGGCCUCAUUGAUGAAGCUCGCAGGAUUUUCAAUGCAAUGGAUAAUCGGAACGUGUACACUUACAGUACAAUGAUCGCCGGACUUGCCUCACAUGGCAAGGCUCUGGAUGCUAUCAAAGUGUUUGAUGAAAUGACGAUGAGAACGGAGGUAAAGCCUAAUAGAGUGACAUUAAUAGGAGUUCUCACAGCUUGUAGUCAUGCCGGGAUGGUGGAAGCCGGAAGGCGAUAUUUCACAAGUAUUAGUGAAGUCUAUGGCAUUACUCCUGAUGCUGAUCACUAUGCUUGCAUGGUAGACUUGUUAGGCAGAGCAGGCAAUGCCGAAGAAGCUCUAGAGCUUGCAAGAACAAUGCCGGUAGAGCCUAAUGGUGGCGUCUGGGGUGCAUUGCUUGGUGCUUGUCGAAUUCAUGGAAAGCCUCACAUUGCAAAGAUUGCUGCAGAAAAGCUCUUUGAGCUUGAACCUGAUGCCAUUGGAAACUAUGUACUGUUAUCCAAUGUUUAUGCAUCUGCCGGGAUGUGGAAUGAAGUGUCAAAUGUGAGGAAGUUGAUGAGGGGAAGAGGGUUGAGAAAGAACCCGGCUUCGAGCUGGAUGGAAGCUAGAGAUGGUGUGGUGCAUGAGUUCUUUGCAGGUGAUGGUUCUCACCCAAUGUCACGCGAAAUCAAAGCUGCAUUGGAAGAGCUUAUAAACAGAUUGAAGUGUAGAGGUUACACGCCGAUAUUGAGCUCAAUUGUGUAUGAUGUUAGCGAAAGCGAGAAGCGAAGAUUGCUCAAUGGGCACAGCGAGAAGCUGGCAUUGGCAUUCGGUCUGCUCACAGUCGAUACCGGAGGAACUAUUAGGAUUGUUAAGAACAUUAGGAUUUGUGAGGAUUGUCAUUUGGUGAUGUGCCUUGCAUCUUCAUCAGAAAACAGAGAGAUUGUUGUGAGGGACAACAUGAGAUUUCACCAUUUCAAAGAUGGAGUGUGCUCUUGUGGUGGUUUCUGGUGAACAAUUACACCUGCAAUUGCCAGCUUGUGCUUGUUAUACAUCUACUUUGUACAGUUGAAAAUUAUUUGUAUUGAAAAACUACAAAUUUAUCAGUAGAGUUUACUGUAUUGUAAUUUUUUGAGGUGAAAGCAAAUAAGCAAUAUGUUUUUAGUGUUUCUCCUUGAGGAAAUAGAUAUACUGUGUAUUUAUUUAUUCAUGUAGUGUUGUUCUGAAACACAGAGAGACUGUUUUAAGGAUUCCUUGAAACA